AUGUUCGGCGUGUUCAAGAAGAAGCAGUCCAGCGGCAGCAGCCGCCGCCGCUACCAGCAACCUGCUUUCCCGGAGAACUUUGCCCCGGACUUUACCGUGCGUCCUGGCGACUCGUAUAUUGCGGCGGCCUCUGCUGCUGAGGCUUAUCUGGCCGAGGCGGACUUUGUGAUGCGCCACGACCAUACCUCGUACGACGCUUCGCAACCUUUCCAACCAGACUUUGCCAAGCGCCCGGGCCACACGUACAAUGCUGCUCAGCCUGUCUCCAGCUCUACUUAUUAUGAUACUGACUUUGCUCCUCGUGUUCAGGAUAGCUACAACGCCGGCCAGCCUCUGACGGACUACAACGCCACCGGUUCUGGUAUAUACGCCCAGCCCACGUCUCUCUCGUUUGCGCCCAUCCCGUCCUCGGAUCCAGCUCCUGGUCUCCACCGAUCCAACGCCACCCGCAAGGCUUCGACGUCGUCCCACCGAACAACUCUUCUCGUUCAGAGGGCCAUGCUCACUCGCCACACGCAAUACUACGACUGUGUUGAGUACCAGUAA
Messenger RNA from Sporothrix brasiliensis 5110, 546 nucleotides. RefSeq lists its product as uncharacterized. The transcript is spliced from 3 exons. The coding region runs from base 1 to 546 and encodes 181 amino acids. NCBI's taxonomy places the organism in Eukaryota, Fungi, Ascomycota, Sordariomycetes, Ophiostomatales, Ophiostomataceae. The record is from RefSeq and is a predicted model, not a curated record.